UAACUUUGGUGGAGUGUUCUCAUUUAAAAGCAGACUGCUGGCUUUAUCAGGGCAUGGGCAGAAGUGACCUAAAACUGCAAACAAAAUGCUGCUUCUAGCUUCAGCUUUUUUUCUAACACUACUGCAGUGUUCUAAUGCCCAAAACAAAGCAAGCUUUACACCUGCAGACUGUAACACCAUUGAAACAGAUGCAGGAGUGGCCCUGGAUUUGGUCAACAAACACCGCAGAGAUGGCUAUGUUUUUGGUUUGUUCCGUGUUGCUGAUGCACAUGAACUACAUACAGGAAAUUCAUCAGUCCUCUACUUAACUUUGGAUGUGCUGGAAACCGAAUGCCCUGUCUUAUCCAGAAAACACUGGGAGUCCUGUGAAUACAGUGAUACUUAUCCCAUGGACUUUGGGCAAUGUAAGAUUAUCACAUAUACAAACCAUCUGCUGAAGAAACCUCAGCUAUAUGGAUUUAAUUGUACAUUAAGUCCAGUUCCACCUGAUUUAUUGGAGUGCAAAGAUUGUCCUGUGAAAAUUGAAGUCUUAGAAGUCACAGAGCAACAUAAAGAUAUUGCUACGAAGGCCCUGAAGAAAUUCAAGAUUGAGAGUAACCACACAAACUACUUCGCUGUGGACAAAGUUGAAAGGGUUUUAAAGAUGACUGCCUCCCGGGAAGGUCACAUUUUAGGAUUCUCUAUAAAGGAGACAAACUGUUCUGAAACUGUGCAGCAAGAAGAUCAGGCAUCGGAAUGUGAUUUUCUCCAUGACUGGCACGCUCACAUGGGAUUCUGCACGGCGAGAGUGAUCAGUGAUGCAGAUGAACCUGAUGGAACAGACAUAAGUUGUGAAAUCUACCAUCCCUGGCAGCUUGGCUUUGGGCGAAGAGGCAAAGGUGGAAAACCACACAGACAUCCCCAUUUUCAUCAUUUUGGUCACAGACAUCAUCAUAGACAUCAUCACAGACAUGAAUGUCCACCCUCUUCUCAACCCAGACCUGAAGACCCCGAACAUAACCACAACUUCAGCAAGGAAGAUCAAGACAGCCAUGAAGGACUUGCUCCUCCUCCUCCCCCUCCUCCUCAUGGACCAGAUCACCCCCAUCCUCCUCACCAUCAUGGACCACACUGUCCUCCUCCUCCCCCUCCUCCUCAUGGACCAGAUCACCCCCAUCCUCCUCACCAUCAUGGACCACACUGUCCUCCUCCUCCCCCUCCUCCUCAUGGACCAGAUCACCCCCAUCCUCCUCACCAUCAUGGACCACACUGUCCUCCUCCUCCCCCUCCUCACGGACCAGAUCACCCCCAUCCUCAUCACCAUCAUGGACCACACUGUCCUCCUCCUCCCCCUCCUCAUGGACUAGAUCACCCCCAUCCUCCUCACCAUCAUGGACCACACUGUCCUCCUCCUCCCCCUCCUCAUGGACCAGAUCACCCCCAUCCUCCUCACCAUCAUGGGCCACCUCUAGGACACCCUCAUCACCGUCAUCACCAUUACAGACAUCACUGCAACAAGACAAGCAUGUCAGGAAAGUAUUUUCCAUGCCACAUGACAGGAACUGUCUAUCACAUUCCUGUUCUCAGUCAGCAGGGUUCUCUCAUACCUCCCAGUGCAAACUUUUGUGAGCUAUCCCAGUUCAACACUCACUCUCUCAGCACUGGUGAAGGUAUUGCCUUCACCGGCUCAAGACUAACAGAGAUGCCAGAAGAUCCAGGCUUUCCAGAUCACCCUACACAAUCAAAAUCAUGCCCAGGAAAACCCAAACUUGUUCUUCCAAAAAUUUUGCCAUUAUUUCCACAGAGUUCCACGGCAGAAAAUUCUCCUAUAUGACCCCAGAGAAAGAUGUUCCUAGUUUGAGAGCUGCAGGGCCAAGGACGGUUCUUCAAAGAAUGAAAACAGCACAUAGAGAAGGGGGGAAAGCAAUCAACUUCUAGGGAGAAGAAGCACUGAAAAUAAUCAUUAAGUAUCACCUGUAUCUUCAUCCUGGCUAUCUCAGGCUCCACUGUGAUCGAAGAACUCAAAAUUCUGAGUCCCUCAGAUAUUGUGAAUGGGUAAAAAUCUCCCCAGUAAACAAUGUUCCUUCAGUUCUAACUAAAAGGAAAAUUCCCUAAGAGUGAAAACUACCAAGUAAAAUCUUUAAUUUUGUCACCAUUCAUAAUUAUAAUGUACUUCUUGGAGGAAUCUGACCUAGAGGAAAUUUGACUGCCUUCCACAAGAAAUGAUCCAUAGCACUACAUUCAUGUUUUAUACAGAUUCAAAGAAAAUAAAAAUAUGCAAGCAUUUUUUUCUUGA
This is a messenger RNA of Myiozetetes cayanensis, 2275 nucleotides long. It is a transcript of the gene HRG, whose product is annotated as histidine rich glycoprotein. The record is from RefSeq and is a predicted model, not a curated record. Lineage: Eukaryota; Metazoa; Chordata; Aves; Passeriformes; Tyrannidae. Gene Ontology annotation, biological process: heme transport; negative regulation of endopeptidase activity; negative regulation of fibrinolysis. The coding region runs from base 86 to 1813 and encodes 575 amino acids. Gene Ontology annotation, molecular function: zinc ion binding; heparin binding; cysteine-type endopeptidase inhibitor activity. Gene Ontology annotation, cellular component: blood microparticle; extracellular region; endolysosome. The transcript is spliced from 7 exons.